AUGAUUUAUUCUCUUUGGAUUUUCGAUAGACAUUGUAAUUGUAUCUUUGAUAAGGAAUAUACAUUGAAUCAUUCUACACCCAUUGUGAACUCUAAGACGCAGCAAUCUAGAGGUAAGCUUAUAUACGGUAUGAUUCACUCACUAAGAAGCAUGUCAGUGAAAAUGGCCCCAGGUAAUACACUUCGAACAAUCAGUACAGGGAAGUAUAGAAUACAUGCAUUGUUUACGGCUUCUAACCUCUGGAUUGUAAUAUUUUCUGAUUUAACGCACCAUGAACUACACGAAAGACUUGAUAAAAUAUACGAAUUAUACUUGAAAUAUGUAGUACACAACAUGUUGAAACCAAUUGAUUUCAAAAAGGCAGAGGAAGACGGAGAAACGGCAAAAAUCACAAAUACUUCUUUUAUCAAAGCAGUCGACCAAGUAUUAUGCCUAUAA
Messenger RNA from Kluyveromyces marxianus DMKU3-1042, 438 nucleotides. RefSeq names its product TRAPP subunit BET5 (gene BET5). Gene Ontology annotation, biological process: endoplasmic reticulum to Golgi vesicle-mediated transport. The record is from RefSeq and is a predicted model, not a curated record. Lineage: Eukaryota; Fungi; Ascomycota; Saccharomycetes; Saccharomycetales; Saccharomycetaceae. The transcript has 2 exons. The coding region runs from base 1 to 438 and encodes 145 amino acids. Gene Ontology annotation, cellular component: TRAPP complex.